AUGUUGGCGCCGCUCGCAAAACCCUCCAAACCCUCGGAGGCUUUUAAUUUGUCUCUUUUUGCAAGGCGGCGUCGCCUCUUCCUUCGGCUGCUGCUGUUCCUCUGUUUCGUUUUGCUGCUAGUAGCAGCAACUUUGCUGCUGCUGCUGCUGCUGCACAGCAGCAGCAGCAGCAGCAGCAGCAGCCCCGUGUCCCCCUUUCUAACCGACGGCUUAUCCCUGGGGGGCCCCCGCAGCAGCUCGAAAGCAGCAGCAGGGGAGCUUCCAGAGGGGGCCCCCGCAGCAGCAGCAGCAGCAGCAGCAGCAACAGAAGCAGCAGCAGCAGCAAGCUUUCGAAAGUCGCAGCGGUUCUACAAAGCAGCAGCAGCAGCAGCAGCACAAGGGGGAGUUGUGCUGCAGUGGAAUGAGAGUACCAUUCGGCUGCUGCGGGAGUCAGCAGCAAGAGAGGUGUUCUUCCUUUUCUAUGACCCCGAUCCAGCUGCUGCUGCUGCUGCUGCUGCUGCAGUGCAGCAGCAGCACCCGCAGCAGCAGCUGGAGGACCCCCUAGCGGUCUUCCAGCGGCUCGCUGUGGAAGCAAGCCGCGAGCAGCAGCAGCAGCAGCAGCAGCAGCAGCAGCAGCAGCAGCAGCAGCAGCAGCAGCUGCUGUUUGUGACUGUGGCCCGCCAAGACAUGCACCGGCUUUCUUUCUUUUUGCCCGAAGGCCUCGAGCUGCUGCUGCCAGCAGCAAUUAUAGUUCGUUUGGAUUGCGGCUGGCAGAAGUUUGCUGCAGCAGCAAAAGACAUCUUCAGCUUCCCCCAAAUGCUGCGCUUCCUCCACAACUACCGAAACGGUCAGCAGCAGCAGCAGCAGCAGCAGCAGCAGCAGCAGCAGCAGCAGCAGCAGCAGCAGUGGUAG
Molecule: messenger RNA, 891 nt
Organism: Eimeria necatrix
Lineage: Eukaryota; Apicomplexa; Conoidasida; Eucoccidiorida; Eimeriidae
Exons: 1
Coding region: 1-891 (296 amino acids)
Source: RefSeq, a predicted model, not a curated record